AUGUGGCGGGUCGUUGCCGCGGGUUUCACGCUCUUUUGGGCGCCGACCUUUCAGCAGUUCCCGCGCCUGUGCGCCACCCAAGAGGCCCUCCUGGCCAAGGAGUGCUGCCCACCUUGGGAAGGGGAUGGCUCGGCGUGCGGGGCCAGCUCCGGUCGGGGGUUCUGCCGGGAUGUGGUGGUACCCGACACCCCGGACGGGACACAGUACCCCUUCAGAGGGCUGGACGACCGGGAGAGGUGGCCUCUGGUGUUCUACAACAGAACCUGCCAGUGCACAGGGAACUUCAUGGGGUUCAACUGUGCCGAGUGCACGUUCGGAUACUGGGGGGAGACCUGCCAAGACAGGAGGGAAUCCCUCAGGAGGAACGUGUUCCACCUGACCCGAACCGAGAGGACCCAACUGGUGUCCUACCUGAACCUGGCCAAGCAGACGCCAAGCAGCGAUUACGUGGUUGCCACGGGAACCUACCUGGAGAUGGAGAACGGAUCCAAGCCCACGUUCGCCGACGUGUCCGUGUACGACAUCUUCGUGUGGAUGCACUACUACGUGUCCCGCGACGCGCUGCUCGGCGGGCCGGGGAACGUGUGGGCCGACGUGGACUUUGCCCACUGGGCGCCGGCGUUCCUGCCGUGGCACCGCGUCUACCUGCUGCACUGGGAGCGCGAGAUCAGGAAGAUAACCGGGGACGACGGCUUCGCCAUCCCAUACUGGGACUGGAGGGACGCCCAGGGAUGCGACGUGUGCACUGACCAGCUCAUGGGGGGCCGGAACCCCCGGGACCCCACGCUGCUUAGUCCUGGCUCUGUCUUCUCCUCUUGGAAGUCCCUCUGCUCACAAGUGCAAGACUACAAUGCCCGUGGCGUACUGUGCGACGCCCUGUCGGAGGGCCCGCUUCGCCGUAACCCCGGCAACCAUGACCGCAACCGGGUGGAGCGCCUGCCCACCUCUGCCGAGGUGGCCUUCACCCUCAGUUUGGCCAACUAUGACACGGGCACCAUGGACCGCACCGCCAACAUGAGUUUCAGGAACACCUUGGAAGGAUUCGGGGAUCCGCAGACGGGCUUGGGGGGCAGCCCCCGUAUGGGCAUGCAUGCCGCGCUGCACGUCUUCAUGAAUGGAUCCAUGUCCUCAGUGCAAGGCUCGGCCAAUGACCCGAUUUUCCUUCUGCACCACUCCUUUGUGGACAGCAUCUAUGAAGAGUGGCUCAGGAGGCAUAGACCCGACCCAUCCCGGUACCCAACCUCCAACGCUCCUAUUGGACACAACGGCGAAUACCACAUGGUUCCCUUCCUGCCCCUGCACACCAACAGAGAAUACUUCAGAACCAGCAAAGAGCUGGGAUACGAGUACUCACGCCUGCUGGGUCCCAACACGCGCCUGUCCGAGUCCUUGCGCCCUUACCUGGAGGACGUUGAUGGAGUGUGGCCGCUGCUGCUGGUCGCCUGCCUCUGCGGAGUCGGGCUUGCGCUGGGCGUUGCUGCGGCAGUCUCGAACUUCAAGAGGCGCGUCCCGACCUGGCCUCGGAUCCUCGAGUUGCGCCGCAUAAGUUUCUUGUCGUUCCUAAGCGUCCCGGAAUGGCAGCCUCUCAUCGGGAGGGAAGGGGCAAACGAAUCCCGCCGGUACACAGCGACCAUAUGACAACAGUUCAUCAGGUCGACCUGCAAUAAUU
This is a messenger RNA of Syngnathoides biaculeatus (alligator pipefish), 1669 nucleotides long. Its product is annotated as tyrosinase-like. The record is from RefSeq and is a predicted model, not a curated record. Bases 1 to 1638 code for a protein of 545 amino acids. NCBI's taxonomy places the organism in Eukaryota, Metazoa, Chordata, Actinopteri, Syngnathiformes, Syngnathidae. The transcript has 5 exons. Gene Ontology annotation, biological process: melanin biosynthetic process; pigmentation. Gene Ontology annotation, molecular function: tyrosinase activity.